GAAACACACAGGGUCUGGGCGUGUGCUGUGCUCUAAGCGCCCUCUUCUUCUUCCUCCUCUACACACACGCGCACACGCGCUUUUUGCCCAUCGACGCACACCGGCAGCUCGUUGUUCGUUGUUUGUGUUACGCAUCUGUUUCAGUGAAAGUGUAGAGCACUGGAAAAAGACGAACCGUGUACAGCAGUGCUAUGAGUGAAUCAGCGGGAAGGAUGUCGACAUAUUAUUGACGUGUGUGCUGCGUCCUGUCGUCGAGACGAGCGCCGUGGGUUUUCCUUUAACUCCACAGCAGUGACAAUGACGGAGUAUAAGUUAGUGGUGGUUGGUGCAGGUGGUGUGGGCAAGAGUGCUCUGACCAUCCAGCUCAUUCAGAAUCACUUCGUUGAUGAAUACGACCCAACCAUUGAGGACUCAUACAGGAAGCAGGUGGUGAUUGAUGGAGAAACGUGUCUGUUGGAUAUCCUGGAUACUGCAGGUCAGGAAGAGUAUAGUGCAAUGAGAGACCAAUAUAUGAGGACUGGAGAGGGUUUUCUUUGUGUCUUUGCCAUCAACAAUACCAAGUCUUUUGAGGACAUUCAUCAAUACAGGGAACAGAUUAAGAGGGUCAAAGACUCUGAUGAUGUGCCUAUGGUGCUUGUGGGUAAUAAAUGUGAUCUACCAGCCCGUACUGUGGACACGAGGCAAGCCCAGGAACUAGCUCGUAGCUAUGGUAUACCAUACAUCGAAACCUCAGCAAAAACAAGACAGGGAGUGGAAGAUGCCUUUUACACACUUGUCCGUGAAAUUAGGCAGCACAAGCUGAGAAAACUAAAUCCUCCAGAUGACAAUGGCCAAGACUGCAUGAAUUGCCGCUGUGUGGUGUCAUGAUCUGUGAAUGUGCAUCACAUGGCUUUUAGGGCAGUGCAGCUUUACAGACAGCAAAUACUGCAACAACUUCACAGACGCUGGAUGUUAGAUCAGACUGUUUAUAAGGAAAACCCUUAUUCUGGCACUCCUGCAGUCUCCUAAGGAACAAUCCUGUCUCCCUUUUUCAUAAAGGAGGAAAGAAGUUGUACCUUAUUUAAUGGUCUCAACACUGGAGUUUCUACGACUGGAUGAAAGCUGCCACGCUUAUAUUUAGAUUAAAUCAUUCUAUCUACUCUUAACUGGAAGUAAUAAAUCAGAAAAUAACCUCAUGUAUUGCUUUGUCAGCUGUGGAUGUUAGUAAAACACUUAAAAAAUGCACCAGUUAGUAUAUGUCUGAAUGUUGGAAAUAUAAUAUUUGUAUUGCCAUUUGUUUAGAGGAGGACAUCUAAUAAAUUGUACAUAAUU
Paramisgurnus dabryanus is the source of this 1311-nucleotide messenger RNA. RefSeq names its product HRas proto-oncogene, GTPase b (gene hrasb). Gene Ontology annotation, cellular component: membrane. Lineage: Eukaryota; Metazoa; Chordata; Actinopteri; Cypriniformes; Cobitidae. Gene Ontology annotation, molecular function: GTPase activity; GTP binding. The record is from RefSeq and is a predicted model, not a curated record. Gene Ontology annotation, biological process: signal transduction.